Molecule: messenger RNA, 2202 nt
Organism: Stegodyphus dumicola
Lineage: Eukaryota; Metazoa; Arthropoda; Arachnida; Araneae; Eresidae
Source: RefSeq, a predicted model, not a curated record
AUGGGAGAUUCGGUUCAGCAGUUAGUUCUUCCAAAGAGUCGAAGAAAAGAUGUUUUAAAAUUAGCACAUGAAUCUGUUUUCGGGGCUCACAUGGGAAUAAAGAAAACAAAAGAGAGAAUCAGAUAUAAUUUCUACUGGCCCAAUAUGAAUAAUGAUAUUACCGAAUAUUGCCUAUCUUGCGAACCAUGUCAGUUAAGAAGUACCGAAAAAAUAACUGAUAGAAUUCCUAUUACCCCAGUUCUAAGACCUUAUUUACCAUUCGAAGUUGUUAAUAUCGAUAUUAUAGGUCCUAUAGAACCUCCUUCGGCUAGAAAACAUAAAUAUGUUUUAUGUUUAAUGGAUCAACAUUCACGUUGGCCAGAAGCCAUUCCAUUACGUUCUUUAACGGCAAAAGCUACUUGUGAUGCUCUGUUGGAAAUAUUUACAAGAACUGGUAUUCCGAAAAUUAUAGCAAGUGACCAAGGAACUAACUUUAUUUCUCAACUGACACAAGAAUUUAUGAAGCGUCUUGGAUGUCAUCCUAGAUUUUCAGUUCCAGGAUAUCCAGCUAGUAAUGGACUUGUCGAGAGGUACAACCGAGUUUUGAAAAACGCUCUACAUCACAUCAUCCGUAUGGAUCCAUCUAAUUGGGAUAAGUAUCUACCAUAUUUGCUCUUUGCUUAUCGCGAGGUUCCCAAUUCUACUACAGGGGUUUCUCCGUUCAAGUUAAUGUAUGGUCGAGAGAUACGUGGUCCACUGAGUGUUUUGAAAUCUAGUUGGAGUGGUGAAAUACCGAUACCCUUAAAUAUGAAGCAAUCAGUUGUUGAUUAUUUACAAGAAAUGAAAAUAAACUUAGAACGAGCAGCUGAUCAAGCAUCCUUGAUAGCAUCUGAGAAACAGGCAGCUUAUUCGAAUUACUUUAAUCGUCGAGCUAUACCUAAAGAAUUCAAAGUAGGAGACAAAGUUUAUUUGCUUAUUCCCGAUUCGUCCAAUAAACUUUAUGCAAGAUGGACUGGUCCAGGGAAGAUUAUAAAAUACUGUCCACCUCAUUCAUAUAAAGUCAAACUUUCAGAUGGGAAAGUAAAACAUGUUCACGUGAAUAAAAUCAGAAAGUAUAUAGCUAGAGUAAAUGCUGUGGGGGUUAUUUUCGAAAACGAAGAAGAAUUUGGAGAGAUUCAUCCAACUCCGCAAGCUUCUUCUCAAGAUAUGGAAGUUGUUCUCCAAAAAUUGCAACUUGAACAUUUAACGGGUGACCAACAGCAGCAAAUUAAGCAACUCAUAAGAAAGCACGAAUCGUUAUUUACAGGUAAAGUGAAAAUUGCAAAGGUGGGUUUUCACAAAAUAAAAUUAAAACCCAAUCAAGAAAGGAAAAAGCCACAUAUCUACCGGAUUCCUGAAACUUUAAAAUCCAAAGUUGAUGAACAAAUUGAAGAGCUGUUAGAACUUGAUUUAAUAGAAGAAAGCAGUGCAGAAAUUGCAUAUCCUAUAGUUUGUGUGAACAAGAAAGACGGUGGAAUUCGAUUGUGUGUUGAUUAUCGUGCAUUGAAUUCUGUGACAAUUACUGAUGAUUUUCCUAUGCAAAAUGCUUCAGAACUUAUACAUUCAAUAGGACAAGCUAAUAUAAUAUCAACACUGGAUUUACUACGAGGUUAUUGGGCUAUUCCUAUGGAUCCUGAAAGUCGUGAUUACACUUCGUUUAAAACCCAUCGACAACAGUACAGAUUUAAAGUUAUGAGUUUUGGUCUGAAAAACGCUGCAGCAGCAACAUUUCAAAGGGAAAUCAAUAAAGCACUCCAUGAAUACAAAGACUUUGCCAGAGCAUAUAUUGAUGACAUCGCAAUAUUUUCAAAGGACUGGAAAUCUCAUAUGGUUCAUUUGGAUAUGAUACUCACUAAGUUGGAAGAGCUUCGCUUUACAGUCAAUAUCAGCAAAUGUGAUUUUGCCAAACCGCAAAUCAAAUAUUUGGGUCAUGUAAUCGGAUCUGGAAAACAUCAAGCCGAUCCUGAGAAGAUAGAAGCAAUUUCCAGAUUAUCAAAACCGAAGACCAAGAAGCAACUCAGAAGUUUAUUAGGUCUAUGUAACUAUUAUAGGGACUAUAUUCCAAAAUAUUCUGAAUUAGUAUAUCCACUUACUGAACUUACAAAGAAGAAGAUACCUGAAGAAAUACCAUGGAAAGAAGAGCACGACAUUGCUUUCGAAAGAACUCAAAAAUGCUCUGAUUAA